Molecule: messenger RNA, 1197 nt
Organism: Toxoplasma gondii ME49
Lineage: Eukaryota; Apicomplexa; Conoidasida; Eucoccidiorida; Sarcocystidae
Gene: SRS19B
Product: SAG-related sequence SRS19B
Exons: 1
Coding region: 1-1197 (398 amino acids)
Cellular component (GO): membrane
Source: RefSeq, a predicted model, not a curated record
AUGGCGAAGACACAGGAACUACGGCGACUUGGUGGAGGCUUCAGGGCGAAAGCGAGCAAGUUGAUGGCGGUUUGCAUGGGUGGUUUUGUAUUGCUAUCAUCCGGACAGACCGUGGCAGAACAACUCGGCGAAGGAAUGAUGAAUCGGCAGUUGGAAGAGACACACGCACAGGGAACCAUGAGUGGACCAGAAUUUGCAGGGAACAUCGCCACGUGUACCCUGCAAGGAGCAGAGACGGUUACACGUGUCCAGCCUCCAGCUACCGCGCUAACAUUGUCCAAAGACAAUCUCGGUGUCGAGUUACACUGUGCCGGUACUAACAAUAUUGCGGUGCCGGAAGGGUUGCAAAGUGUGUGCCGCCCAAAUGCGACCUCUGCCGCCCUCAAGGAACGGGACGGGGCAACUAAGUGCCAGUUUGGGAAUGCAACGUCGUCUGAGGGAGAAGAAGUCACGCUCCAAACGCUCCUCGAGGCAGGCGAACAUUUGAAGUGGCAGCAAAAAACGGGGUCUAAAACUGCAGAAAACGGCCAAAAGUGGACCUUGAACUUGGCCACGAGCGAUCUCCCUUUACAGGACACCCCAUUCUUUGUUGGGUGUCAAAAAAAGGAUUCUACAGCAGCAGUUAGCACCGCCACAAACUCGUGCAAAGUGCCUGUACACGUGGAAGCGAGGCCGUCUGCUGUAGCAGAUAACGUUGCCACCUGCGCUUACGGCCAGAAGAGCAAUGGGCAGGCACUGGAGGUCGAGGUCACAGCAGAAAAAAACUUUGUGACAGUCGAGUGUGGCAGUGUCGGCGCUCCGAUGACUGGAAUCACCACAGCGGAGUACUGCGCACCUGAAGAAGCAAAUUUGGAUACUUGCACGGCGAAAAAGUACAUCGAUGUUCUGCCAAUGUUUGAGGAGAGUUGGGUGAAGCAGAACGAUGCGAAAUCAUCUCUCACUCUGACAAUCCCGGAAAACGGAUUUCCAGCGGAGGACCAGAAGCUCCGACUAGUAUGUGUUCCUAAGAAAGCUGCGAAAAACCCGAGUCAUAGUAACGCUGCUGACAAAACGUUCGGUGAAGCAACAACGAACUGCAAUGUCUUUGUGACAGUCAAAGCAGCGAACUCCGCGACAUCUGCAACAUCCACUCUGCAAGUCAUGGCUGUUGCGUCAGGUGUUGUUGGCGCGGCAGGGCUUCUUGCCGGUUCCCUUUGA